AUGGGUACAGAAUUAAGACCAUGUGAAGAUACAGGAGAAGAUGACCAUCUACAAGCUAAGAGAGACACCUCAGAAGAAACCAAUCCUGCCAGCACCUUGAUCUUGGGACUGCUAGCCUCUGAAACUGGGGUGUCAUUGGUGUUGUGCAGGAGCACGGACAGAGACUGGGAGACGGCGUCCGCCACGUCCUCCCUUGCCUCGGUGGCCGAGUACACAGGUCCCAAGCUGUUUAAGGAGCUUAGCAGCAAAUCAAACAAACCGAUUAUUCACAAUGCUAUAUCCCAUUGCUGUCUGGCCAGAAAGGUGAAUGAACCUCACAAGAAUUCAAUAUUAGAGGAGCUGGAGAAGUGUGACGCGAAUCACUACAUCAUACUGUUUCGUGACGCCGGCUGCCAGUUCAGGGCACUUUAUUGCUACUAUCCCGACACUGAAGAAAUCUACAAACUGACUGGCACGGGGCCAAAGAGCAUCACCAAGAAGAUGAUCGACAAACUUUAUAAAUACAGCUCAGACCGAAAACAGUUCAACCUGAUCCCGGCCAAAACCAUGUCCGUCAGUGUGGACGCGCUCACCAUUCAUAACCACUUGUGGCAGCCCAAGCGGCCCUCGGUGCCAAAGAAGACGCAGACUCGGAAAUGACCCCGGUGCGGCAGGAGCCUGAGGACGCGCCAGCUGGCUCGAUAUUUAUUAUUUUCCUCCUUUUGGGUACGAAGUGUGCAAAGUCACAGACCUUUUUCAAAGAGGCUUCUAGACAGCACAAGAAAACCCUCCCUUAGGUCCCAGCACACAGGACGGCAGGUGGAGCCGGAGUGAGGACUCAGCCCCGUUCCCAGCGGCUCGCGGCCGCCGUG
This is a messenger RNA of Balaenoptera ricei (Rice's whale), 851 nucleotides long. RefSeq names its product calmodulin-regulated spectrin-associated protein 1-like. Gene Ontology annotation, cellular component: microtubule minus-end. Lineage: Eukaryota; Metazoa; Chordata; Mammalia; Artiodactyla; Balaenopteridae. Gene Ontology annotation, molecular function: calmodulin binding; microtubule minus-end binding. Gene Ontology annotation, biological process: negative regulation of microtubule depolymerization; cytoplasmic microtubule organization. The coding region runs from base 1 to 639 and encodes 212 amino acids. The transcript is spliced from 2 exons. The record is from RefSeq and is a predicted model, not a curated record.